AUGGGCAGCACAGGGCAUCAGCAGCUGAGGACGUGGUGGAAGGAGAGCUCGGUCUACCAGAUCUACCCAGCCUCCUUCAAAGACUCGAAUGGCUCCGGCACCGGUGAUCUCAAGGGCAUCAUCUCCAAGGUCGACUACCUCCACAAGCUCGGGGUCGACAUAGUAUGGCUGUCCCCCAUCUUUGAGAGCCCCCAGAUCGACAUGGGGUACGACAUUAGCAACUACGAGGUCAUUGACCCACCCUAUGGUACCGUCGAGGACGUUGUGACGCUCAAGGACGCCCUGCAUGAGCGUGGGAUGAAGCUCGUUCUCGACCUGGUCGUCAACCACACCUCGGACCAGCAUGAGUGGUUCAAGGAGUCGCGCAAGUCCAAGGACAACCCCUACCGUGACUGGUACAUCUGGAGGCCCGCCCGCUACGACGACCAGGGCAAUCGCAUGCCUCCCACCAACUGGGACGCCCACUUUCAGGGCAGCGCGUGGGAGUGGGAUGAGGCCACGCAGGAGUACUACCUACACCUCUUCUGCAAGGAGCAGCCGGACCUGAACUGGGAGAACCCCGCGGUCCGGGCCAAGGUCCACGAGAUUAUGCGCUUCUGGCUCGACAAGGGCUGCGACGGGUUCCGGAUCGACGUCAUCAACUUCAUCUCCAAGGACCAGUCUUUCCCUGACUCCAAGAAGCCCGUGCACAGGGGCUCCGAGUUCUACGCCUGCGGGCCCCGGCUGCACGAGUGGCUGCAGGGCAUUGGCAAGAUUCUUCGCGAGUACGACGCCUUCAGCGUGGGCGAGAUGCCCUGCGUGCACGACGAGGCGGAGCUCAUCAAGGCCGUCCGCGCCGACCGCGGCGAGCUCAGCAUGAUCUUCCACUUUGAGCUCAUGGACAUUGACCACGGCAAGGAGGGCAAGUACUCCUACCAGAAGUGGCCCCUCACCAAGCUCAAGGAGACGGUGACCAAGUGGCAGCGCUUCAUGUACGACAAUGACGGCUGGAACGCCCUGUACCUGGAGAACCACGACCAGCCCCGCGCGGUCAGCCGAUUCGCCACUGACACGCCCGAGCUGAGGGCCUCCAGUGCCAAGAUGAUUGCCGCCUUUAUGGGCUUCCAGGCCGGCACACCGUUCGUCUACCAAGGACAGGAGAUUGGCAUGGUCAACGUGCCCAAGGACUGGCCGAUGGAGGAGUACCAAGAUGUCGACUGCCUCAGUCACUGGAACCUCUACAAGGACAAGAUUGACGAGGACACCAAGAAAGAGUACCUGCGCAACUACCAGAUGAAGUCCCGUGACAACGCCCGCACACCCAUGCAGUGGGACGACUCGCCGCAGGCCGGUUUCACGUCCUCGUCCAAGCCGUGGAUGCGGUUGCACGACAACUACAGGACCGUCAACGCGGCCGCACAAGUGGAAGACCCCACGUCCGUGUACCACUGCUGGCGCCAGGUCCUCGAGAAGAGGAAGGCCCACAAGGACAUCUUCGUCUACGGCGACUUUGACCUCGUGGACCAGCCCAACGAAAAGGUCUUUGCCUACAAGCGAAUUGCUGCUGAUGGACAGACCGCACUCGUCGUGUCCAACUUUACAGAUGGCGAGGUCAACUGGAGCGCGGGACAAGGGGUCAAGGACCUGGUCAUCAGCACAUCAGGACUCAGCCUGGAAGAUGUCAAGGGCGGCGACUUCACUUUGGCGCCGUGCUCGGCCGUUGCCGUGCUGGUGUAG
Emericellopsis cladophorae is the source of this 1716-nucleotide messenger RNA. RefSeq names its product Alpha-glucosidase-like protein. The transcript is spliced from 2 exons. The record is from RefSeq and is a predicted model, not a curated record. Bases 1 to 1716 code for a protein of 571 amino acids. Lineage: Eukaryota; Fungi; Ascomycota; Sordariomycetes; Hypocreales; Bionectriaceae. Gene Ontology annotation, molecular function: alpha-amylase activity. Gene Ontology annotation, biological process: oligosaccharide catabolic process.